Molecule: messenger RNA, 1710 nt
Organism: Mycosarcoma maydis (corn smut)
Lineage: Eukaryota; Fungi; Basidiomycota; Ustilaginomycetes; Ustilaginales
Exons: 1
Coding region: 1-1710 (569 amino acids)
Source: RefSeq, a predicted model, not a curated record
AUGGUCCGCUCUGCAGCGACUGUGCUCACGGGCGCGUUGCUUUUGGCAGUCGUAUCUCCCCUCGCAUAUGCACUCCCUUUCCCCACCAAUACGACAGAGUUCAUCACGAGCGACCAGCUCACAUCAACAUACGAUGGCCUCGGUGCUCAAGCCCACUUUGAGCGCCGUUACCUCACCAACCUCUCGCCUCCCUCGGGCUACACCAGCUCGUGGGGCAUUGACGGCUAUCGUGUCUCUUAUGGUCCCGCCUCCGGUCAAUACAUCUCCCGAUCCACCAUCUCUGGCGCAACAAAGCUAAGCCAGACCCAGGUCAAUGCCUGUGCUACCCUCUGCAACAAGGACUCUCGCUGCCGCUUCUUCCAUCCCGUCGAGAUGAGGGGCAACUCGGAGGGCAACGUCAUCUGCACCCUCUACACAGCAAAGCAGGAACGCUCGACUGCUACCUGGAGUGGAGGUCCAGGCAGCACCGGUGGCUCGGUUGUCGCUUCCUAUGGCUUCACUCGUAAUAUCGCCACCACUACCCGAACUACUUCGACAACGUCCAGUUCCACUUCUACCAGAUCCACGUCCACCACUUCCAGAUCCACGUCCACCACUUCCAGAUCCACUUCUACCACCUCCAGAUCUACAUCCACCACCAGCACUGCUACUACUUCCCGAUCCACAUCGUCCACCAGCGCUACCCCGACUCUCCCGGCCCCUCCCGCCGGUGCUAGGCUCGUCCAAUUCCGGGGUUGCGCUAGCUCCCAGUUCACCGUUCCCAUGUUUGUCAACGUAAAUUUCCCCGUAGAUGGCUUCACCACUUCCGACACCGCCUGGAUCGUCCAGCACGGCUCUAAUCGCAACUUUGACGAUUACUUCAGCUCAGUGCGCAACGUCGUAGGCGAUCGCGGAGUCAUCAUUGCCCCCAACCUUUACUCCAGCGCCGACUCGGGCAAGUGGUAUCAGCCAAGUAAGAAUCUCGCCUGGAACAGCAACGAUUGGGCCAACGGGGCUGAUGCCGUGGCUCCCUCUGGCGUUUCGUCGUGCUCCUCCUACGACAUCUACGACUCGCUCGUCGCUCUGCUUGAUGACAGAGCCAAGUUCCCCAACCUUCAAAAGGUCUACGUCGUUGCCCACUCUGGCGGUGCCAGCAUGAUGACCAAAUACAGCGUUCUCAGACCAACUACUGGUUACAGUUAUGUGCUUGCCAACUCGCCAUCCAUGCCUUACUUUACCAACAUCAGGCCCAACUCGACCAACAAUUGCCCCAAUUAUAACACGUGGGGCUACGGCUUCGGCAGUCCACUCCCACGCUAUGUGGCUGCCCGCCUCCCAAACGGCGUCCAAGGCUUCCGCUCCUGGGUCGCUCAGGAUAUCACCCUCAUGACUGGUGACUUUGACACCUACUCGCGUGACCAGACUGGCGACCAGAGUUGUCCCGUCCAGUCACAGGGUGGCCAGAACCGACGAGACCGUGGUUAUGCCUGGUGGGCUUACAUCAACCUCCUCGGCGGCACCUCGACUGACGUGUCGGACUACUACGGCUAUCAAUCGCUCAAGGAUCAGGGCGUCACAAGUCUCAACCCUCCCAGCUUUGGCGUCCGCUACUGUGUCGUUGACGGCGUGGCUCACGACAAUGAUGCCAUGUUUGCAAGCGAUUGCGGCCGAGCUGCCAUCACUGGCGCUUCCACGCUGCCUCCUGGUCCGGGUCCCGUCAGGCCAGCGUGA